AUGUCUGGUCGCGGUAAGGGUGGUAAGGGCCUGGGGAAAGGAGGCGCUAAGCGCCAUCGUAAGGUGCUACGAGACAAUAUCCAGGGCAUUACCAAGCCUGCUAUUCGCCGCUUGGCGAGGCGUGGUGGUGUCAAGCGUAUUUCUGGCCUUAUCUAUGAAGAGACCCGCGGGGUUCUCAAGGUGUUUCUGGAGAACGUGAUCCGUGAUGCCGUAACCUACACUGAACACGCCAAGCGCAAGACAGUCACUGCCAUGGAUGUGGUCUAUGCGCUGAAACGCCAAGGGCGCACCCUCUACGGCUUUGGGGGUUAG
Molecule: messenger RNA, 312 nt
Organism: Chrysochloris asiatica (Cape golden mole)
Lineage: Eukaryota; Metazoa; Chordata; Mammalia; Afrosoricida; Chrysochloridae
Product: histone H4-like
Exons: 1
Coding region: 1-312 (103 amino acids)
Biological process (GO): nucleosome assembly
Cellular component (GO): nucleosome
Molecular function (GO): protein heterodimerization activity; DNA binding; structural constituent of chromatin
Source: RefSeq, a predicted model, not a curated record